AUGAAGACGGAUCAAGACGAAGAGCCCAAAAUAGUUGGUUCACUCGACUCCCACCAAUCCCAUGACACGAGUGGUAGCAAUUCCGCUGGAGAUCAGUUGAACAAGAAAUAUAUCCACCCCGAGCUUGGAGAACUUAACAUCACCGAAAACCAGUACACUCGGCUUGAAAAACUUUUAAAAUUACCGCAGGACUCGAUAAAGUGGUUCUCAUUGACACGUCUUCGAGUUGUCUCGUGGAUAUCGGAAUACUUGUAUAUUUUAUACCGUUAUACGCUCCCCUACAUUGACGCGGAGAGGUUCGAAGCAUUCUUGCUUGCUGCGGAAAAGGUUGUCGCGCUGCGUAAGCAGAAGAAGCCCAUGAAUGAGAUCGUGGACGUAGCAGGUGAUUAUAUACUUUAUCACAGACUUACCUGGUCCUCUUCGUCCGCCUACGAGAAAGGCUAUAUCCGGUUUUUUGUCGGUCACAUACUGUGGAGUUUCUUCGAAAAAUAUCCAAAGUAUAUACCGACCCGAACGACAGGGAAGAAUCCAAUGAAACAUGCUUUGAAUUGUUUACUGGCAUCCUCAGACUCGGAAAUUGCACAGUUAAUUACAGAAAUUUGCGUGCUCAUACCGAAUGUGAAUGAUGAUGUUACAUGGGCUGAUGGAAAAUUGAUAAAUUUGUCGAGACGGGUUCUGGGCCUGUUGAAGGACGCAAAGGAAAGCAAUGAUACUCCAUCGCAAAAAGUGUGUGAAAGUGGGCAUACGAUCAGUCUACGGUUAGCUCUGGCACAGCAUGUCGAUGAAAUAAAACGAAGAAGUCUGAUUGCGAAAGCGUUGAAAUAUUCUAAGAAGAUAUAUGGAGACUAUCAUUCCAUGACUUGGGACUGCACUGAGCGCCUGGGUAACUAUUAUUUGAACGACGCAUCGGAACAUACUUUACGCUACUGGUUUUCGCAAAUACAAGGUGAUAGGGUGAGGGCUGUGAUGGGACUAUACGAAGAUUUUCUAGAUAGUGCCGAGGAACAUGGAAAGAAUGGAAAUCUUAGCGACACGUUUCUUGAGACUUUUUUGUCAUUAUUGAGAGAGCAGGUUGUUCCUGCUCUAGCAAAGUUGUACAUGGAACAUGGCAAAGACCGCAAAGCGAGAGCAUUGCUCUGGAAGUUUACGAAGGAAAUUAGUUCUCAGCUUUACGAUGAAAAUUGGACACCUUUCAUUGGACUAGGCAAAUCGACACGUCUAGUGAGUACAUUGCGUUUGGCAGAAGGACUCGGCGCCUAUUCAAAUCUCAAGUACAGCACUCUUGAUGUGGCGAUCUUUCCAUUUGACCAGAUAUCUCUAUCAUCUGUGAAGCCCUCGGAUGAGGAGAAGACCAGGAAGUGGCAUUUUUUAUGCGUCAGAUUGCCAAAAGAGGAUGUAUCUGUUACAAAGACUGUUGUUGAAUGGAUGCCGGGCUUGGAAGGAGGGUAUGAGGCACAAACAAUUGUCACAACUGAGGGUGCCAUGAUCCUUGAGCUUCCAUAUAUCACCUAUAGCCAUUUCCGGUCUUCCCAGGCAUAUCGAAUGGGGAGAACAUAUGAUUAUUACCGCAAGGGUUCUAUGAAUCAACCACAACUUACGGAGUGGCUGAAUGACAAAAGCCAUGAUUCUAUUAUUUACUUUUCAGGUCAACAAUAUUCUGAACACAUUGAUUCUGCCCAUAUGCCGUCCGUUAGGGGAAGUGUUCUGAUCGACCCCGAGAAAGGCGAGAUUGAAAGAUUUGUGUAUGACAGAGAAACUGGGACAUUGGACAUGACAGAGCAAAAAUAUAUCCCCAAAGAAAUCAACACACUUCUAACACCCAGAAUUCUUGACGCUACCAAAUGUGCCACAUCGGCUGCCGGAUUUUUCAACGAGACUCCCGGUGAUAUUGCUAUCCUAGACGGAUCUGGUGUUGUAGCAAACGGCUAUAAUCUGGUUUCGGCAGAAUGGCACGAUUGGAAGCGAUUCAUCCUGCAUCCAUGCACGUCAUUAGAAACCCAACCAGAACUGAUCUCUGCAGAUGGGUCCGUGAUUCCUGUCCUCGGCUAUAUAUACGGCAGCUGGACAGAGCACGGUCUUCGUAAGAAAUGGACAGGAUUGCAGAUUUGGGUGGUACAUGCUAGGUUUCAACUGUCCGUAGAGACAGACUCUCUCCAUAACGAGCCUUCCUGUCACUUUGUGCUCAACACUGAUGACCUUUGCAAGGGGAGGGAACAUGAGUUGUCAGCAACCGAGAUCCGAUCAAUGUGCACCUUUCUCAACCCAUCACUUCUUCGGGUCAUGAACCACAGCUACCUAGAGCCUCCGAUAUGUACAUUCGCCCAAGGGUUUCCGGAUAAUUUUAAAGGUGUCACUGUUGAAGCACCCGAGCCUUCUAAACAUUGGAAUCUGCUUGCAGAGCUCUCCUUUCGCGACUCGUGGGAUACUCAGUUUGCCGAAAUAUGUCGGAAUACUUAUCUGGAUCCUUCUCGGCUCGAGAUUAUAGAAAAGCAGAUCAAGGAGGAAACGGCCAGGCGGAGGGAGUGGGAUCCGCAAUACCUACGCGUUGUUAGACACUGGGUUAGAACUCGGACGUGA
Messenger RNA from Talaromyces atroroseus, 2577 nucleotides. RefSeq lists its product as hypothetical. The record is from RefSeq and is a predicted model, not a curated record. Bases 1 to 2577 code for a protein of 858 amino acids. The transcript is spliced from 4 exons. NCBI's taxonomy places the organism in Eukaryota, Fungi, Ascomycota, Eurotiomycetes, Eurotiales, Trichocomaceae.